This is a messenger RNA of Volvox carteri f. nagariensis, 1191 nucleotides long. RefSeq lists its product as uncharacterized. Gene Ontology annotation, biological process: biotin biosynthetic process. Gene Ontology annotation, cellular component: mitochondrion. Gene Ontology annotation, molecular function: 2 iron, 2 sulfur cluster binding; biotin synthase activity. Lineage: Eukaryota; Viridiplantae; Chlorophyta; Chlorophyceae; Chlamydomonadales; Volvocaceae. The transcript has 9 exons. The record is from RefSeq and is a predicted model, not a curated record. The coding region runs from base 1 to 1191 and encodes 396 amino acids.
AUGUCGCAAGUCGUGUUGCUUGCGCGUACCGUGCUGUGCGGUGGUCAGCAGGCGGCGGGCGUUAACGCAAUUAGGAGCGUCUUGUUGCGAACCUUCACCAGCAGCCGAAGUGCUUUGCAAGCCGAGCCACUUCCAGUUACGCCUGAGCCUGCACCAAGUGUGCCACGAUGGAUUCGGGAGCUGGGCGUCGUGCGCACAGACUGGACGCGUGAGGAAGUAUCUGAGGUUUAUGACACUCCACUGUUGGAGCUCGUCUAUCGCGCUGCAAGCGUGCACCGCAUGUACAACGACCCGUCCAUGGUCCAGCGAUGCACGCUGCUGAGCAUCAAAACGGGCGGCUGCCCCGAGAACUGCAACUAUUGCAGUCAGAGCAGCCACUGGAGCAAAGACACGGGGAUGAAGGCGGAGAAGCUGAUGGACCUGGAGGACGUCUACCAGGCGGCACUCCGAGCUCGUGACUCCGGUAGCACUCGGUUCUGUAUGGGGGCGGCUUGGAGGGGGCCCUCGCAGGUGGGUCAAAGACAGUGGGAGCGGGUGCUGGAGAUGAUCCGCAGAAUCCGGGGACUGGGCAUGGAGGUCUGCACCACGUUGGGUAUGUUGAAUCCGGAGCAAGCCGCCCAGCUGCGGCAGGCUGGGCUCACUGCCUACAACCACAACCUGGACACUUCCCCCGAGUACUACGAGAAAAUCACCUCGACGCGCAAGUACGAGGACCGUCUUGCCACUCUGGAGGCCGUGCGCGAGGCGGGUAUCUCAGUUUGCGCCGGCGGCAUCAUUGGUUUGGGUGAGGGACCCCAGGACCGUGUGGGACUCCUCCACCAGCUCGCUACGCUGCCCGCGCACCCGGAGUCAGUACCCAUCAACCGGCUCGUGGCUAUCAAGGGCACUCCGCUGCAGGACCAAGCACCACCCGAGGGGCUGGACCUGGUGCGCUGCGUCGCCACUGCUCGCGUCGUAAUGCCUCGUACUGUCGUACGCCUCUCUGCCGGCCGCCUCGACCUGACGCGAUCCGAUCAGGCGCUCGCGUUUUUGGCAGGCGCCAACUCCAUCUUCGACGGUGACAAACUGCUAACCACCCCAAACAACGACCGCGACGAAGACCAAGCCAUGUUUGACCAACUGGGACUCAAAUCUCGACCUGCAUUCCUGCCGUACGCGCGAAGGGUUUCUGCAAGGAUGUGUGAAAGGUAG